AUGGAUCCAUCAAAGCAUAGCAAGUAAGGCCCAAAUGUUCUCUAAUCUCCAUAGCUAAAACCAGAAACUUCAUAACAGCAAGCGAAGCAAAAGGCAAAAGCAAGUGAAAGUCCAACCCUAAACGCCUCCACCUACCCCAAAAAUGGCUAUUCUCAGUGGAAGCCGAUUCAAGGAGUUUGUCAAGAAAUACGGCAAAGUAGCACUGGGUGUCCACUUCUCAGUUUCCGCCGCUUCCAUAACCGGUCUUUACGUAGCCAUCAAGAACAACGUGGACGUCGAAUCGUUGUUCGACAAGUUCCAUCUCCCUGACUUUUCCAAAGGCCAAAACCCACCUCCAGGAUUGACGAACCCAGAUGGGUUUUUGAUCGAUGAAUCGACGGUGGAGGAGACGCGAAGAAAUCGAACGGCUGAGCUUGCUGCUUCUACUGGCGGAGCUCUUGCAUUGGCUGUGAUUUGUAACAAGGCAUUGUUUCCUGUCCGUGUUCCGAUUACUAUCGCGCUUACGCCUCCGCUUGCUAGGUUUUUAGCUCGGAGGAGGAUCGUUAAGUAGUGUAUGAUUUCCAUUUCUUUUAGUUUUAAAUCAUCUAUUUUUCUCUUUGACUGCCUUUGGAAUUAAGAAAUGGAUCGAGAGCCUACACUUUUUUGUACUUAAAAUGGAAAUAAUAAUGAUUGAGAAACUGAGAUUGGACAAA
Molecule: messenger RNA, 692 nt
Organism: Gossypium raimondii (Peruvian cotton)
Lineage: Eukaryota; Viridiplantae; Streptophyta; Magnoliopsida; Malvales; Malvaceae
Exons: 1
Coding region: 143-550 (135 amino acids)
Cellular component (GO): mitochondrion
Source: RefSeq, a predicted model, not a curated record